This is a messenger RNA of Neolamprologus brichardi, 348 nucleotides long. Lineage: Eukaryota; Metazoa; Chordata; Actinopteri; Cichliformes; Cichlidae. The record is from RefSeq and is a predicted model, not a curated record.
AUGAACGCCAGCGCCAUUCUGCUCUUCCUGGGACUGAUGGGGACAGCGUUCAGCAGCCCGGUUUGUCCUCAAAACUGCAACCACGCUCAGCACUAUCACAGGCAGUACUUCACUCAUGUGUCCGACCUCCAAGAGUCUUCAGCCGCGCCCUGGAAACUACAAAAAAACUCUAAAGAAGGCCGAGAACCACAGACGAUCAUGGAGGCCAAAUGCAUGCCUUGCAGUGUGGAGAACAUGGUGGCCAAACCAAUCUUCAUACAGAUUCAGGUGUACGAGACAACACCGCAUGGGUAUUGCAGCUGUCCGUUCGAUCUGGCGGUCGGAUGCACCUGUGUCGCGAGUAAAUGA